UUGUUGUGAUCCAUAAACGGGAGCAGGCAGGGCGCUCGGCUCGAUUCUACUACUGCUACUACAAACGGUAGCACCACAAUGGCGUCUACACAAAUAAUUCCCCUUCUUCACGGCAAAUCCCCGACGACACCGUGGUGGCUACCCUUGGCGUUGCUGUCCCUCGUCCUCGUCGGGAGAGGCGAGGGCAACGCGAUGGACAACGUCGCAACAGAGAGGCUGGCUGAGGAAAGCCACCGCCAAGACAGUGCCAACCUGCUCAUAUUCAUCAUGCUGCUAACGCUCACCAUUCUCACCAUAUGGCUCUUCAAGCACAGGCGCUUUAGGUUCCUGCACGAAACAGGGCUCGCCAUGAUCUAUGGCCUUCUGGUGGGUGUAAUCUUGCGAUUCGGUGUCCACGUGCCCCCGAGCAUGAGCGAGGUGGUGCAGGGCUGUGCGGUGAACGCCAGUCCCGCCACCCUGCUGGUCAACGUCAGCGGGCGAUUCUACGAGUACACCCUGAAGGGCGAAGUUAGCCGCAGCAAAGGCCACCAAGUGCAGGAUGACGAGAUGCUUAGAAAGGUUACAUUUGACCCAGAAGUCUUUUUCAACAUUUUGCUGCCCCCAAUCAUCUUCCAUGCUGGCUACAGUCUAAAACGGAGACAUUUUUUCCGCAACAUUGGCUCCAUUCUGGCCUAUGCUUUCAUGGGAACUGUUGUAUCCUGCUUUAUCAUCGGGCUCAUCAUGUAUGGAUUUGUGUCCUUCAUGAAAGUGGUGGGCCAGCUUGGGGGAGAUUUUUAUUUCACUGACUGCCUCUUCUUCGGGGCCAUUGUAUCAGCGACAGACCCAGUGACAGUGCUGGCUAUUUUUAAUGAGCUGAAGGUAGACGUGGACCUGUAUGCUUUACUUUUUGGAGAGAGCGUGCUCAAUGACGCCGUGGCCAUCGUCCUCUCGUCUGUUCUUCUCCGCUUGGAGAAGCAGGCUAGGCGGGGAGCUCGAUCUGUGCGGCCCGAGGGCACAGAGGAAUGGCUGGGGAAGAACCAGACAGUCAUUCCUCGCUCCAUUGUGGCCUACCAGCCGGCAGGUGACAACAGCCACAGCUUUGAGGCCAUGGCCUUGCUCAAGUCCUUUGGCAUCUUCCUGGGCGUCUUCAGCGGAUCGUUUGCUCUCGGCGUGGCCACUGGCGUGGUGACGGCACUCGUGACCAAAUUCACCAAGCUCAGGGACUUCCCCUUGCUGGAGACGGCACUGUUUUUCCUCAUGUCCUGGAGCACCUUCCUGUUGGCUGAGGCCUGUGGCUUUACCGGCGUGGUUGCCGUACUGUUCUGCGGGAUCACUCAGGCUCACUACACCUACAACAAUCUCUCUCGUGACUCACAGGAUCGAACCAAACAGUUGUUUGAGCUGCUCAACUUUCUGGCAGAGAACUUCAUCUUCUCCUACAUGGGCCUGACGCUCUUCUCCUUUCAGUCGCAUGUCUUCAACCCCUUGUUCAUCAUCGGGGCCUUUGUGGCGGUGUUCUUGGGCAGGGCGGCAAACAUUUACCCAUUGUCCUUCCUGCUCAACCUGGGCCGCAAGAACAAGAUCGGAUCCAAUUUUCAACACGUCAUGAUGUUUGCAGGUCUGCGUGGGGCGAUGACAUUCGCCCUGUCCAUCCGAGACACUGCCACUUACGCCCGUCAGAUGAUGUUCUCGACCACCUUGCUGAUCGUCUUCUUCACCGUGUGGAUCUGCGGAGGCGGCACCAUGCCAAUGCUGUCCUUCAUGAGCAUUCCCGUGGGUGUAGACUCUGAUCAAGAUCACUCAAGUUCAGGAAUGUUAGACGGCUCUCAGAGGAGGAACACCAAGCAUGAGAGCGCCUGGCCCUUCAGGAUCUGGUACAACUUUGAUCACAACUACCUAAAACCCCUCCUGACCCACAGCGGCCCCCCUCUUACCGCCACUCUGCCAGCCUGUUGCGGACCACUGGCACGGUGCCUCACCAGCCCACAAGCAUAUGAGAACGAAGGGCCUCUCCACGACGAAGACUUCAUCCUGAACGACGCCAGCGUGAGCUCCAUGUACGCCGACGUCACCGUCAGUACGGACAGCUCGGGCUCCAGCGGGGUCAAGCACCACCGCCCGGCCUCCGUCGACGAGAGCCUGGACCACGAACUGGCACUGGCUGAGCAUGAGGUGGCCAUCCGGGGCACCCGCCUGGUCCUGCCCAUGAACGAUCCGACCGAUCCCCCGACAACCGUGACUCUGCCUCCGCCGCCCUCCCCGCCCCGCUCAGACCCCCGUAGGCACAGACUAUGAGAAAAGGUUUGCACUGGCGGGAUGCGGCUUCUCAUCCAAGUUCAUUUUGUUUCGAAACCCUCCAUUGUUGGGACAGUGGAUUGCACUGUAUGUUCUGCAGGCUAUUUAUACGGCAAUUCACGACGACAGUAUACCAAUCUAGUUCCACGAGAUCGUACUGUACAUUUAAUUGUUAGAUUUUCAAGGCUUGUUAGAACAGUGGCUAUUUUUAUGUGACUGUAAUUCUUUUGGGGUUCCCCUGCGGGCUAUUUUUACAGUGGUUCUCAUUAGACAGAUUGUUUUUUUUGUUUGUUUUUUUUCACAGCUCUGCUAUGUUGCUAGAGUGAGGAAGUCAUUCCAAUGCUUGAAAAGAAGUUGAGAUUUGCAGACAGCCUUGUGGCUAUUUUUAUGUGACCGUUUUAUUUGUUUACUCCUGCAAGCUAGUUUUGCGGUAAUUCUCCACUAGACUUAUCAGUCUUUUUCCUAGCUCAGCCAUGUUGCUAGUGUACGCCAGUCAUUCUUAUUAGUGCGAAGAAUUUUGAGACAGGGGCCCUGGCUAUUUUUACGUGACUAGUGUAUUUUUCUACAGGUUAAUUUUUGGUAGUUCACAACCAUGCCCAUUUAAGCACUUUUUCCAACGUAGCCAUUUAGCUAGUGUUAGCCAGUCAUUCAUGUUAGUGCAAAGAAUUUGAGACUUGGCUAUGGCUAUUUUUACAUGACUGAAGGAAGACUGACUGACUGACUAUUUUUCUGCUGGCUUUUUUUUCCCCUCAUUAGUUCCUGACCAUGCAUAUUCAGCAUUUUUUCCCCAACUCGGCCAUGUUGCUGGUGUUAGCCAUUCAUGCUUAUUGGCGCAAAGGAGGUGCAGCGGUCGGUUUAGUAUAAGUUGAUUUUCUCAAGAAAUUUGACGCAGACUGUUGGGACUUUUUACGGCCGUGGCUACUCUUACGUAUCUUUCGGUAGUUCCCAACACUGCCUAUUCAGCCUUUGCCCCCCCAACUCUGACACUUUGCUAGUAUAAACUAAUCAUUUUUAUUGGUGCAAAGGAUUUGACACUUUAUUCAGCUCAGCCAUGUUGCUAGUGUUAGCCAAUCGUUCUUGUUGGUGCAAAGGAGGUUUAGACAAGCGAGUGGCUAUUUUUCCCUGAUUGUACAGUAAUAUAUCUUUUGGUACUCCCGGAUUGUUCUUAUUGGCGCAAAGGAGAUUCAGCAAUGCAAUCCAAAGUUAUUUUGACAAGUAUUGAUGCUUGUUUAGGCAGUGGCUAUUGUGACAUGAUUGUACUUGUAAAGCUGUUUUUACCGUAGUUCCUCACUAGUUCAAAAUUUUACAGCUCUGCUGUAUUCCUAAUACAAACAAACACAUUUUAUUUGUUUUGGAGAGCAAAGGAAAUGGAGAAAUGCAAUUGAAGUUCAUUUUGUCAAGACAUUUCUCAGGUUGUUGAGGAAUGCUUAUACAGUGGCUAUUUUUACAUGACUGAUUUAUUUUUAUUUAUAUUUCUAUGGUUUUCAAUUAGACUAAUUAGGCACUUUUAAAAACAAUUUUUUACAGCUCUGCCGUUUUGGUAGUUGUAAUUCAUCAUGCUUUUUGGCAGCGUCUAUUCUAACAGUAAUUCCUGUCCUGCCUGAGAAGUGAAUGUGGUCUUCUACUAGGCUGCUAAAUCAUUUCCCACUGUACAGGACCCAAGUUUUGGGUUUUUUACUCUUUCACUUUUUUGUGCUUCACUGACUCAACAUCUGUCUCGCUGCUAUUAAGACCGCAUAACUAACAUACUUAGUAAUGCAACUGAUAAAAAGGGUUAGAAAAAAAUUGUCUCCACAAACCAUUACAGUCACAUCAUUCUAGCCACUGUAUUAACUUUUAACAAAUGAAAGAAUCCUCUGUUUUCACUGUUUCUCGUCGCUUAAAAUCUUUACAUGGACAGGUCCGCCUCAGCUACAUUAGGAGCUUUGCGAGGAGAGCUCCGUGACUGUAGGCUUGAACAUGAGCGCGCUACAUGCGAGGUCAGGUACUGUUAAUCGAACUACACUUAAGGAUGUGCACAUUGAGUCACCGGUUAGAGAGGCUAAGCUACAUGAGAACUGACUACUUCCACACUCCUGUAAAGACAUUUUAGCACUACCUGUGUUUUUCAUUCAUGUGUGGAUUUAUUUAUUUAUUUGUUGUUUUAUGGUAUGAAAUGUCUUUAUUAUGGUGUGUUUGUAGAGGUAGGACAGCUUGGUGGCGAGACACAUCUUUUUGUCCCUUCAAAGGCACCGUGACAGAGUUAUCCCACGGGAGGUACGCUGUAUGAAUGUAGAGAGGUUGUCGAUUGUCAUUCCGGAGGUUUCUUAAUUAUGUGCGUGUGAAAAGAAAUUCUUUGUGUAAUGUAGCAAGAUGCUUCUUACGGCGAGAUGUGCACUUCCCCUGUGAACGUCAUUUACAAGCUUGUGACUGAAAAAAAAAACCGAAAGUCUGCUAAUCUGACUGACACACACGCCCGUGUGCGCUAUGUCUUUGGGAGGAAGGCAGGUUCAAUUGUUGUGAAUUCAAGUGCCUCAAUUGUAAAUUGAACUUCUCAAUGUAGAUUUGUACAUUUGAUUUGUCAUUUUGACUGGUACUAAAUGUGCUGAUUGAUGUUGAAUGUGAACAGUACAGUUGGUCUAAUAGUCAUUUUUAGAUUUAACUAGGAUUAACAAUAUGUCAUCAGAACUAAUCGCAUUGUGGAAGAGUUCAAGGUUUACUGACUCGUUGAGUACACAGUUCUUGGACUUCUAAAUGGUGGAACCUCCAAAGUUGAACGCCCCUAAAGCAGGAAAAUGAAAGCUCUGUUGUGCUUUUUUUUUUUUUUUUGUGACUGUAAAAAAAGAAUAGGUGUAAUGAUAACCAUAGAACAUGAAGUCGAACUGACUACAACAUAGUAAAACAUGUGGCAUCACAGUACAAUACAAGCAAUAAAUGAAUGAGUAAUUAUUAAUUAAUUAUGAAUUAAUUUGUCCAUGAAAAAUGAAUUACAUGGACAAAUUAAUUUCAACAACAUGCUUAUAUAAAUAGCAUGUAGUUAGUGACUUCCAUGACAGUGAUCAAAAAAGAAUUGAAAGAAAGAAAAAAGACACUUCUGUCAGUGUGCAUGCGAAACGGUCUCAGUUCACUUGCAUAUGUCUCCAGGCACACACGCCUGAGACUCUUUCGCUGGGUGUAACUCAUGAAUAUGCGAAAUGCUUGGGUAUCCCCUCACUCACACUCUCGUCCUACAGACUUUUAUCAUUUACAUAGGCAAUCCCACCACAUUUCAGUUGUACAGCCGGGUUCACGACCCUGGUCCUGCAUGCUCCUUCUCCUGUCCUUGUCCUGUCCUAUCUUGUCCUGUCCUUCCCUCACAGGGUGUAGCACUACAGCCCAAUACAACACUCAUAUCUAAUGUUUCAUUGUUGUAGAUAUGUAAUGAUUUACUUUUCUCAUCAAUUACAAUUAGUGCUUUGUCUUUUGCCUUCGUUUCUCUCUCCCCUCUAGAAACUUUAUUCUGAUCGACUCUGAUUCUCAAUAAUCAUCAAUUAUAAUACUAAGAAACCACAGCGGCAGCUUAAAAACUCCACUGUGACACAGUAAAAGUGUUCCAGCAUUAAAGGGAUACAGAUCCUCCAUUCUGCUUGACCUAACAGCUGAACAGGACAAAAAAAAAAAAAAAAGGCUGAGUCGUUUUAGUUUUAUUAGACAUUGUUUCAUGUCUCUAUUCUUGUUUGGCAUUCGGGAACGGUAAAAGGUUACUUAAAGCAUUACUUGUACAGUUGAGGUUUCAUGUGCCAGAGGAGCCUGGAACAAAUUAUUGAGUAAAACUUAGAAUUUAGUCAACGGAGCUUAUUACGUUGGACUUUGGAGGUUCCACUGUAGCAAUACAAAAGGAUCUCACCCACUCGUCUGCUUUUUGCACUUAAGCAUCUCUGUAGUUUGGUGGACUGAAACUCGCCCUUUUGUCUUUGUACCGAGCAGGCUGGUCAACACCCUAAGAGUGUCUUUUGUCUUUAAUAUACCCAGAUAAAUAAUUAUUCCCUCAAUGUGUUUUUGUCUUGAUUUCGUAUUCAGAAUUAAGCUUUUCAGCAAACUCGUCCACAGAAUUUGGAUUGCGUGUUAAUUUCAUGUGUGAAUGAAACAAAGAUUUAAUUUAUAUGGUACUUUUGUCUUAGCUAUCACACUUCAAACUAAAUAUAUUUGGAAAAAAAUGUCUGGUUCUGCUCUUUGUAGAGAUUGAACACUGGAGUAUGUGAGCAUGAAAGUAAUGUAUUUGUGUGAGCAUUUUUAAGAAAAAGAAAUGUGAUCUAAUGUUCAGGAAAUAUUUGACUUAUUCCCUCCUGUUCUGUCAUUCUAUAUUUUUGGUCUCCUGUUUGGCAACUUGCAAAUAUAUUAGAAAUAAAUGUCAAGAACAGCA
Messenger RNA from Phyllopteryx taeniolatus (common seadragon), 6655 nucleotides. Its product is annotated as sodium/hydrogen exchanger 6-like. Lineage: Eukaryota; Metazoa; Chordata; Actinopteri; Syngnathiformes; Syngnathidae. Gene Ontology annotation, biological process: proton transmembrane transport; regulation of pH; sodium ion transport. The record is from RefSeq and is a predicted model, not a curated record. The coding region runs from base 79 to 2274 and encodes 731 amino acids. Gene Ontology annotation, molecular function: sodium:proton antiporter activity. Gene Ontology annotation, cellular component: membrane; recycling endosome. The transcript has 17 exons.